Molecule: messenger RNA, 2031 nt
Organism: Pocillopora damicornis (cauliflower coral)
Lineage: Eukaryota; Metazoa; Cnidaria; Anthozoa; Scleractinia; Pocilloporidae
Product: histamine H2 receptor
Biological process (GO): G protein-coupled receptor signaling pathway
Cellular component (GO): membrane
Molecular function (GO): G protein-coupled receptor activity
Source: RefSeq, a predicted model, not a curated record
UGUUUUUGAGGCGGAAAUGAGUUUGCACCAAUCAGAGAUUUAAAUUCUUGGAAAUAUUUAUUUUCUAGCUGCCUAAAAGGUUUACCAAGCAAAUAAUUUUGAAAUACGACAUGAAGUGUCCGAAUUGAUUUGCUCGCAUGUCAAAUUUUCAAACACGAAGACUGAGUGGUGUCAGAACCGAGUAAUACUCCUUGACGACUAUUUGCAUAAACCAAUUCGAUCACUGAAAUACGAGACAUCAUCUAUGGUGACUGCAUUCAAGGAAAGAAGGAAUCUGAGCCAAAAUGGACAAUUCAAGCACGCCGACUUCUUUGCCAUUGACAGCGUGUUACCAUCUUCGCCCGUUGGUGAUUAAUACCGUGCGUUAUGAACCAGACAACAAAACGACUUCUGUGACCGUAUUUACUUGUGUACUUAUGGCAUUGGCAUGUCCCUGUGCAAUUGUUGCAAAUGUCAUGGUGUUCCUUGGCGUUUUAAGAAAACCGGAGUUACGAAACGUUUACAAUACUUCAAUUUUGUUCCUCGCUACCUCGGAUUUGUUAACAGGGUUGGUAACGCAUCCUUCUUUCAUUGCAUAUCAUGGAAGCAAGUUGACGACUCCCAUGCAAGAUUUCUCCUGUAUCGCUUUGGUCAUGUAUACGUACACAAAUUUCAUGUUCACUGGCCUGUCUGUGAUAACAAUAAUUCUCAUCACAUUAGAAAGAUAUCUCGCCAUAUUUCACCCUUAUAAAUAUCAAGCCUUCGUUACAAAGCGUCGCAUCGCUAUAACAAUUUCCCUCGUUUGGGUCGUAUGGGUCGCGUUUAUAACUUUUGUGCGAUUUUCUCCGGAAGCGCGCUCGGGUACACUUGGUGUUAUAGCUGCAAUCCUCCUUAUUCCAUGUAUUUUACUAACAGUUUUUGUGUACUGUAAAGUUUACUGCCUGACUCGACGGAUUCGUGUAUCAAUAGGCCAUGAGUUAACAACGCAAAGAAAUACCGCAGACAUUCAAGAGACGAAGUCGUCAAGGACAGUUGCUUACUUAGCUGGCGCAGUUGUAAUUUGUUUCUUGCCGACAAUUGCGGUCGUAAUAAUUCAGGAAUCAAAAGCAAUUGAUGCGAAUUAUUUCUUUCACUUGCUGUAUCCGCUCACUGAAUCGGCCGUCCUGCUAACGCCCGUGUUCGAUCCCAUAAUUUACAUGCUCCGAAGUAGUAAAUUAAAAGCUAGUCUGCGCGAGUUGAUACGCGAUCGAGUGCUAUAUACACAGUCGGCCAGCAGAACAAGAGCGACAACAGGGCCAACUGUAUCAACAGGAUUAGAAAUGGAGAUGACAGCACAGUCAUAAGACAUGACGCGGUAUAUGUUUAAUCAGGGACACAAAAUGUUUUUAAAGCAAGAGGAGAAGUGUAUGUUAUUUUACUUCCUUGGAGUGUUUCUGUACGGAGGAAAAUCAGAAAGUGAGAUUGGUUGAGGUUAAAAGUCGCGCCAUGCAGAACUUUGCAACAAAUUAACUAAAUUAAAAAGUUCUUGUAAUGUCAAAUUGAACUAGAGCACCGCUCUGGCGAAAUAUUUAAACUACUGCGCUAUGCGGCAGUUUUACACAGAUUUGGAGAAUUGCUUUGAUCGUCAAAUGCUUAUGAUCUAAGCUUUCAUCUACUUUUAAUUUCAAACUAUCUACACUCAUUUCUUUAUGCAGAAUGUCAGCUGAAGGUUGCAUCAUUCCUCAAUUUAAAUUCCGAGGUGGUGAAAGCGCUUACAUUAAUGAUUUAAGAGUAGGUCAAAGUUUAACCUUUAAAACGAAAUCAACUUCACCGAAAAAAUUGCUCAGUUGUUAUGGUAAAUCGUUCUUGUUUGCAUGCCGUGUCGUUUUAAUAUUUCAUUUCUUUGGCACUCUGGAAGGUAUUAAUUUCGGUUAACGACUGCCUUGUAAAAUAUAAUUUGUGCUUCAGUUCGAUGCCUUUGUUUACUCGUCAUUCUAAAAUUUAGAGGAAAGAUUUCCACUAGGGAGUAGAAAUAUGUCUGAGAACAAAAUGAAUUAAAUAACAAGUUAAAUA